AUGAGAUGGCAAUCUAGUUCAUUUUGGGAUUCCCCUCGCGCGGAGCACACUCAGGAAGAGAGAGAGAAACACACACACACACACAAGGCAGCUAUGCAGAUUAAGGUGGCCAUGGACAAGCAGACCUCGCGGCGCCUCGUCAAGGUGACCAACUACGCGCUCGUGCAGGUGCUCAAGGCCACGGUGGCGCGCCUGCGCCAGGUGGAGAUGGAGCUGGGCGACCUGGAGCUGGCGCUCGAGGACGAGCAGGAGGAGGUCGAGUCCUACAGCGACGACAUCGACGACUGCCACGACCGCAUCGAGGACAUCGACGAGUUCGUGCGCGAGCUCGAGGCCGGCAACGUGCGCACCGUGAGCGACGUGGCCGCCGCGCUCGCCGAGAUGGCCGAGGAGCGCCAGGAGGAGAAGAAGCUGCUCAAGGUGCUGGGCGACGCGCGCGCGAGCCACGAGCAGCAGUUCGAGCAGCUCCAGAGCCAGUCCGCCGCGCUCAAGCAGGAGCGCCUCCUGCUCAACAAGACCCGCUUCGAGAUCUGCUGCCUCUUCCGUCGCAACGGCGUCUUCGAGCUCGUGCGGCGGAGGCUGGCGGUCUUCAACCCCAAGCUGCUGUGAGGCGAUGGCGGCGGCGCUCAAUAUUUAUUAGCACUAUAGUACUAUGGAAAUACAAACUCGAUACCAUAUCUGCCAC
This is a messenger RNA of Phytophthora sojae, 685 nucleotides long. RefSeq lists its product as hypothetical. The transcript has a single exon. NCBI's taxonomy places the organism in Eukaryota, Oomycota, Peronosporomycetes, Peronosporales, Peronosporaceae. The coding region runs from base 1 to 609 and encodes 202 amino acids. The record is from RefSeq and is a predicted model, not a curated record.